UAUUGUAUUGGCAAAUUAUAGCAAUUGAAACUGUGAUUGGAAUGCUGUGCUAAAACAUACAUAUUAUUGAAACUUAUAUUUAAAGUGAUAAAGGGAAUGUAAAUUACAAAAUGAGUGAAAGUCCAUCGCCAUCUAGACCAGGGGAAGCGGCGUUAAAGAACAUGCAAAUAUUGAAGAGUGAGAGCUCUUUGUUUAAAGUCCCUAAAGUGCCAAAAAGGAAACUCAUAAAAAAAACACAAGUUUUAGAUGAGGAGGAUUAUGUAGAGGGUAUAUCAAAAAUAAUUCAAAGAGAUUUCUUUCCUGAUUUGGAAAAGCUGAAGGCUCAAAAUGACUUUUUGGAAGCUACUGAAAAUAAAGAUUAUGCACGGCUCAGAGAGAUUGCAAGGAAAUACAGUGGUACGAGACCACCCACCGAACCUUAUAAUUCUCCAGCCACAUUUGACACACCUGGUGUAGAUCGACCUCCUUCACCUUCUGACGGUGGUUUGAGAACUCCCGAUGUAAACUUAACAACCAAGGACUCGUGCAACGAUAUCACAGAUAAUCAUAGUUUGGAUUCAUUUCUCGCACAUCACACCAGCGAGGACAAUGCAAGUUACGAUAAAGUUAUAGCUCUCGAGAACAGAAAGAAGGCCGCUAAGCUGGCAUCACAGUUUAACUCGGAAAUAUCUUCGGCAGCAAUCGCUGAUGCUGCACUAGCUUUGCCUUCUAUAGAACAGCAGGCUGAUCAGACAGAGAGACCACAUGAGUUGGACACAUGGCGGUAUCGAGCGAAAAACUAUAUUAUGUAUGUGCCUGAUGGGGCGGAAUCCCAGGUUCCGAGUGCGAAGCCCGAGCUACAGCAUCACAAUACGCGACUUCAAGUUCAACCAUUUGAUUAUGCUAAAAAUAAGGAGACUAUAAGCGCUAUUGCGAGAUCUCAAGAUGCUCACGACAAGGGUAAAAUCGGUGUAGAUGGUGUAAGCAUAUCGGGAGAGAAAACAACUGGGCAGUACGAUUUCGUGGCCACGCCCUCUCCAAGACCUGGUGAUGGCCCUGAUGAAUCUCCCUUGAUGACGUGGGGAGAGAUCGAGGGUACACCCUUUAGAUUGGAUGGUGGUGACACUCCGUUGCCUGCUGUGGGCGCGGGUGCCGCGUACCGUAUCCUCGAGGGGGGAGCUCGUGAGCGGCUCGCGAUGCAGCUCGCGGAGCGCGUGGCGCGCCGCCGCCGGCCCACCACGCCUAGGUGUACUCCUACACCACAGAGUUUCAGAACGAACACGGAGCGGCUAGCAAGCAUGUCACCAGCGGCAAGGAAAUUGGCGGCAAAACACUUACUGUCACCUCGUUUGAAACUCACUCCCAACGAUAUGGGUAUCACACAUACAUUACCCAAAACACCAACACCCCAAAGGCAAUUGGUUGCCACACCUAAUAAAACAUCUACCACAGACAACACAAGCACAGAUAACAAUCUAACAGAUAAUCUAUUACAAAUUAAUGUGGCAAAGAGAACGCGAUUAAAAGCUCAAGACUUCUUCGUUUAGUAAUAAUUAUAUUGUAUUAAAAUUAAUUAAGACGCUUGAUAACUUAUGAUUAAAUGUGAUGAUGAGUCCAAA
Messenger RNA from Colias croceus (clouded yellow), 1598 nucleotides. RefSeq names its product splicing factor ESS-2 homolog (gene Es2). The coding region runs from base 111 to 1526 and encodes 471 amino acids. The transcript has 8 exons. NCBI's taxonomy places the organism in Eukaryota, Metazoa, Arthropoda, Insecta, Lepidoptera, Pieridae. The record is from RefSeq and is a predicted model, not a curated record. Gene Ontology annotation, cellular component: catalytic step 2 spliceosome.